Molecule: messenger RNA, 3975 nt
Organism: Schistosoma haematobium
Lineage: Eukaryota; Metazoa; Platyhelminthes; Trematoda; Strigeidida; Schistosomatidae
Product: Laminin subunit gamma-1
Exons: 2
Coding region: 1618-1959 (113 amino acids)
Source: RefSeq, a predicted model, not a curated record
CUCGUAAACAAAAGUAGGGAAAUUAUAGUAUAUGGAUAUGCCAAUCAGAAUGAAAAUAGAGCCUCUCAGACGUGAGGGAAAUUCAAGGGGACAUGAAUAGUUUGUAUCUCACUAGAGGCUGAGUAAAGGUUCCCUAUAUCUAGUUCGGAUGCUCAGAACCGAUAAAUAUAUCUGCUGUGCAUCUACACGGUAGACACUUAAUGUGAAAGCUUCUGACGUAGAUUGCGUCUCCAACCGGGCGCACUCGAUGUGAUGGUAAAAGUAUACUAUUCUAACGGUCUUGAAAAACUCACCAGCCAGUCAAGAUACAGUGUUUCGUUAUAAAACAAUUACCAAUAAAACCACAGUGAACAAAUAUGCUUGGUAUUAUUAGUAAACCUCUACGUCAGUAGGACUAAACCAUGUUGACAACGUUGGGCGAUUCUAGAAAGGAUAAUGACUCACCAAUCGGAGUAAAGCCCUUGCAAAUGAAAUAGGCAUCUCGAAACAAACGAUAAGAUUACAGAUAAUAUGAAGUCAGGGAAUACUAGUAGCAUAACUCUACUAUCUUUCAAGCAGCAUAAUUCUGACCAUCCUUAACUUAAUUCUUCUGUAGUAACACCACUGCACUCCACAGCUUUCCUGACCAUUACUUGGUGUGAAUUUUUUAAUAGUCAAAUAUUCUUCAGCUGAUCGGCCAUCACGUCAUCCGAAUUCCCUGACAGGACAAACUUCCUCAUGAGAUAAUACCUUGAGCCAGACUAUUUGUGAUUCCGUCUUAAGUAUUGUGCACAAGUUCGACGAUCAUUAACUCUAUACUGAACAAUUCUAUUUGUUUCAAAGUCCCAAGGACAGUUUAGAUAUGCAACCACGUUUUACGGCACCUUCGGUUUCGCGCAAAAAUUCUAGACCUAUACUGGUUGUGAUCAACUUACUCAAAGUCAUUAGUAUGGUAUACUUUUACUGAUGUAGCUAAGCGCAUGGUCAAGGGCGUUUGUGUGAUUUCCCAAGAUCACGGGUGCAUUACGAUCUAACCUACAUAGGAGAAUUAUUCAGGGACUACCAUAUAUAGGGAUGAUUGGUGAAUGCAAAAAGUACGAUAGUCAUCGUUCACAAGCGUUCUUGUUCUGUCAACCCUAAGACUGGAGACCACAGUAACAGUGUGGUGAAGACCGUAGAACUAUCUUCAACCUUACAAAAUAUCUAGAGGUAAACUAAACUGGAGUCAUAUAGACAAACUUUUGUAUGGCACCUGCGUUGAUUUGCAUACUGAUGAAUCCACUGCAAACCUUAAUCAGCUUGACGGUCAAAUAGGAAGUAUAUAUAUGUUCUAAUUUUCGAUAAUAAAUGAUUCAUUCCUGUCACCUAUAUUCCGACUGGAGAAAAAGUCUCUUAAGGCCAUCCAUACAUUACAGUUCAACCUGUAUAAACAAUGGUCCAAUGCUCUGUGAUUUUCAAGGAAUGUCUGUCUAAAGUGUUUUUAUAAAAUGUAGACUAAUUGUUAAAGAUGAUUAUUUCGGUACUAAUUAUUGGUCUUAGCGUUUUUGGUUAGCGACAGACUCGUUCGAAGUAAAGAAUGGUGUCAGGCAAGGUUGCUUACUCUCACCCUUUCCCUUUCUCUUGGUAAUCGAUUGCAUCAUGAAGACGUCAACAUCUGAAGGGAAGCACGGGAUACAGAGGACAGCUAGGAUGCAGUUGGACGAUCUAGACUUCGAAGAUCAUCUGGCCCUCCUAUCAACGACCAGUGUAGCAACAGCCUCAGAAGCAGUAGGUCUCAAUAUACACAAAGGGAAAAGCAAGAUUCUACGAUACAACACAGCAUGCACCAAUCCAAUCACAAAUGACGGAGAAGAUUUGGAAGAUGUAAAAAUCUUUACAUAUUUGGGCAGCAUCAUUGAUGAACACGGUAGAUCUGAUGCAGAUGUGAAGGUGCGAAUCGGCAAAUCAAGAGCAGCAUAUCUACAACUGAAGAACAUCUGAACUCAAAACAACUGUCAAUCAACACCAAAGUCAGAAUUUUCAAUACAAAUGUCAAGACAUUUGUGCUGUAUGGGGCGGGAACCUGGAGAACUACGAAAGCCAUCAUCCAGAAAAUACAAGUUUCUAUUAACAGUUGUCUACGCAAAAUACUUCGGAUUCGUUGGCCGGACACUAUUAGCAACAACGUACUGUGGGAGGGAACAAACCAGAUCCCAAUGGAGGAGGAAAUCAGGAAGAAGCACUGGAAGUGGAUAAAACACAAAAUGAGAAAUAAACCCAACUUCGUUACAGGGUAAUCCCUCACUUGGAAUCCUCAAGGCCAAAGGAAAAGAGGAAGACCAAAGAACACAUUACUCCGAGAAACGGAGACAGACAUGAAAAGAAUGAACGAUAUUGUAUAGAAUUAGAAAGGAAGGCCCAGGAUAGAGUGAGUUGGAGAAUGCUGGUCGGCGGCCUACGCUCGAUUGUGAGUAACAGGCGUAAGUAAGGAAUUAUUUGUCUUCUCAGAAGUUUGCUUUUCAGUAAACUGUGUGGUUUUCUUGGCUAUUUUAAAUACUGUUUUUUUAAAAAACGGAAGAGAUAAUCGAUCACUUUAUUCUUCAAUUUUAGAUUCAACAAAUGCUAAUCUACUUUCAUCAUGGACAACAUAUAAAACAGAAGACUUAGAGGAUGACAGUUUCUAUGAUUGACAAAUAAAAAUGUCUGUAUAAUACAUUUCUUCUUUGUUGGGAUAAUGAUGAUAAUAUCAGUGAAAUAACGCUCAUAUUUCUCAGUACACAGACACUAAAUUGCUUGGGAUGGGCAAUGAAUUAUUUGUUUGCGUAUAUAAUUCACUCGCUCUUUACUACAUACCUAUUCAGCACUAUUCUUCUACAAGGCCUCAAAAUAACUCAAGUUAAGAACACGCGAUUCACCUGACUAGUACGUGUAUUGUUUAGCAAUUAUCAACCUACAAUGCAGUAAGUACACGGGUAGGGAAAUACAUAAGACAUAUCAAUUACUUAUCAGACUAUCUACCAAUCUGCCUACGACAACAAUCAAUCACUAUUUUCUUUCGAUCAGACAACAAUCAGUGUGCGUGAAAUUUUUAUCUCAUGUCACAAUGUUUAGUGAAAAGUAAAUUAUAUUGUAAAUGAACAGACCAAUACAAUUCCAUAUCCUAAAAAAAUUUAUUACCGGAGUCGAUCCAUUCCUUAUGUGUAUAGAUCUGCUUACUUAUUUUAGAUUAAGAAUUUUAAUUGACCAUCUAGCUUUAUCGUUAACAAAUGACAUGAUAUUUACGAGUUUUGUUGUACAAUAAUGAAUAUACGAUUCAUGAACAUGAGAACAUUUCUGUUGAUAAUUAAAUCACCGGAAGUUUUUUCAAUUUUAAGCAUCAAGAAAUAAGAAAGUCAACUAGGUAAGUGUAAAUUAACUUGUUACUUGUAGAAACAGUAUAAAGUUUAUUAAAGUGGCUGACCACUCUGAAGUAAAGCAAUAAUGGUGAUGUGCUUUAUAUAUAAACUUGUGAAAAGUGAGUACUCGAGGGAAUAUUGCAAGCAAACAUGACCAUGAAAGUUGGCAAUAGAGAAAGUUCAAAUGGUUAACAAAAAUUCACUACAUAUGCAUCUGAUAUUCAAGGAUCUAGCAAAAUGUUAAUAAUGAGUUUGCGCAGAACAAAUCAAAUAAUGUUCAAUUCAGAAAAAGCUACAACUAGUGUUUUUACUCAUCGGAUAGCUGCACCGAUACUGGCGGAUAAACUACUUUCAACUGACCUGUAGAGAAAGUUACGUUGAUAGAUGUUUUAAGAAUUUAAUUUUUCGUAUUUGCAAACACUUUCAACAGUGACCAAGCGAAGGCGUAAUUAUAACGAUCAAAAGUCCCCUCCUAUUCCAUCUAGUUAAAAUGGGUCACAGCGUGAAUUAUUCUUUUAUUAAUUACAUGCCAAAAUCUACCAAUUGGCAGAAACAUCAAUGAAAAAGGCUGAAACACCGGAGAAUUGAAUACAGAAGAAAUUUCUCUUACUGUGGCCAAACC